AUGUCAACAUUUAAUGACGAUAACGCCCGUGUGGAAAUUAAAAGCAAAUUCGAAACCGAAUUCAGGAGAUUCAGUUUGGAGAAAAAUAAAACGAUAAAGUUCACAGAAUUUCAUAAUUUACUGGAAAACCUACAUAAAUUAAAGGAAAUAGCGUUUGCAAUUUAUUACAUAGACUUAAAAGAUGAAGACUUGUUACCCAUCACCAACGAUGAAAACCUUGCCGUCGCCUUGAAUCACUCCAAACCCUUGUUACGAUUGGUGAUACAGAGAAAAGGAGAAGGUUGUGAGGAAUACACUAACUAUGGAACGAUAAAAAGAAGAAAUUUAAUAGCCACAGUAUUAGGUACACCUUUUAAACAGAAGCCUCUCUCCAUUUCUAGCCCCCACAAUUUUAGACAAGUUUCUUCAAUUAUAGACGUGGAUAUAGUACCGGCUACUUGCAGGAGGGUACGACUUGUCAAAAAAGGUUCUGAUAAACCUCUAGGCUUCUACAUACGAGACGGUGCCAGUCUUAAGGCUACAAGCAACGGAUUAGAGAGGAUACCAGGCAUUUUUAUAUCUCGUUUGAUAAAUGGUGGUUUGGCCGAAUCUUCUGGCUUGCUUGCAGUUAACGACGAAGUGUUAGAGGUCAACGGUAUCGAAGUAGCUGACAAAACACUGGAUCAAGUCACUGAUAUGAUGUUGGCUAAUAGGGAUAAUCUCAUAAUUACUGUCAAGCCAGCAAAUCAACGAACAGUUGGCACAAUGAAUAGGGGUAGUUUUACAAGAAAGUCACAAAAAAGUAACGGAUCGCAUCAAAGUUGUAGUUCGGAUGAACUGGACGAAAUUGUCGAUAUGACCAAACAAUAUUUGGACAUGUAUAAUUCUAAGAAUGACACAAUUUUGCGUCUGUAA
Messenger RNA from Aethina tumida (small hive beetle), 894 nucleotides. Its product is annotated as partitioning defective 6 homolog beta-like. The record is from RefSeq and is a predicted model, not a curated record. Gene Ontology annotation, biological process: centrosome cycle. The transcript has a single exon. Gene Ontology annotation, molecular function: protein binding. Bases 1 to 894 code for a protein of 297 amino acids. Lineage: Eukaryota; Metazoa; Arthropoda; Insecta; Coleoptera; Nitidulidae.